CCCGGACGUGUUGAGUUCUGAUAAAUUCUUCGCGGGAGCUUGCUUGAAGGAGACGUGAGCCUAGUUCCUUGUCCAAGUGAGGGACUUACUGUUGAGCUGAAUUUUCCAUUCUAGAUGAAGCAGGAGGCUUCCCGAAGUGCAGCCUAUACUGUGGAAUGUGAGGAUUACGUACAUGUGGUGGAAUUCAACCCGUUUGAGAGUGGGACUGUAGAAUCGCUCAUUGCAUAUGGUGGCACUAAUUAUGUGGUUGUCGGGACCUGCAGGUUCCAGGAGGAGGAUGCAGAAGUGGAAGGAAUACAGUAUAAAACGCUAAGGAUGUUUCAUCAUGGGAUUAGAGUUGAUGCCAUUGCAUGGAGUCCAGAAACUAGACUUGAUACUUUACCUCCCCAGAUACGAUUUUGCACUGCUGCUGCUGAUAGAAAGUUAAGAUUAUUCACAUCAGAUCUUCAAGAAAAAGAUGAAUAUAAGAUCUUGGCAGGUCAUUCAGAUUACAUUAAUGAUUUGGUAUUUUCGCCUAAAGAUGGUCAGGAAAUUGCUAGUGUGAGUGAUGACCACACUUGCAGGGUGUGGGACUUGGAAGGGAACUUGAGAGCUUAUUUUGUUCUACGUUCUCCUGGAAUGAGUGUAGGCUGGCAUCCUGAAGAUGCAUUCAAGCUGAUGGUUGCAGAGAAGAAUGGAACAAUACGAUUCUAUGACCUCGUAACCCAUCAGGCAGUUCUAUCUCUCACAACGGAUCAAACACCACUGAUGUCAGCAAACUGGUGUUUAAAAAACACUUUUAAAGUUGGAGCAGUUGCUGGAAAUGACUGGUUUAUCUGGGACAUUACUCGGUCUAGCUACCCUUUGGAGAAGAGACCUGUCCAUGCAGAUAGAGCCAGAUUAUUCAGGUGGUCCAGAGUCAAUGAAAACUUGUUUGGUACUACCGGCUAUCCAGGAAAAAUGACCAGCCAGCUUCUAGUUCAUCAUUUAGGACACCCUCAGCCCAUCCUUAUCGGUUCUGCAUCCGUAGGAUCUGGCUUAACCUGGCAUAGAACACUUCCGUUAUGCGUCGUGGGAGGAGAUCAUAAACUUUUUUUCUGGGUGACAGAAAUGUAAACAUUUAUACAUGGUGUUUAAAAGUCUUGGAUAUUGGGGUGGGGAGUUGCAUAUUUUAUAUUACCAUUUAGUAGCCAGAUGAUAAGGUACCAAAUGACUGUAUACAAGAAAUAAAGACUCUUUGCUGUAUAUUUUUU
This is a messenger RNA of Elgaria multicarinata webbii, 1232 nucleotides long. It is a transcript of the gene NUP37, whose product is annotated as nucleoporin 37. The transcript is spliced from 10 exons. Gene Ontology annotation, cellular component: nuclear pore outer ring. Gene Ontology annotation, molecular function: protein binding. NCBI's taxonomy places the organism in Eukaryota, Metazoa, Chordata, Lepidosauria, Squamata, Anguidae. The record is from RefSeq and is a predicted model, not a curated record. Bases 115 to 1095 code for a protein of 326 amino acids.